AAGGCCAGGAGCUUCUGCUACCAAACAGCAAACGGGGCCCUCCCACUGGGAACGCACGUCCACCAGCGGGAAGAACCUCAAAAGAAACCCUUGGAUCUCUCAUCGAGAUCUUCCGAAAAGAAGAAAGGGAAUUUUGGCAUCCGUGGUCCUUAGCACGACCCUGCAGAGAUGCCUCCUCAGCUCCAAAACGGCCUCAACUUCUCAGCCAAAGUCAUCCAGGGCACCCUAGACAGCCUGCCUCAGGCGGUGAGAGCAUUCCUGGAGAGCAGCGUCAGGCUGUGUCAGCCUGAGCAUAUCCACAUCUGUGAUGGCUCCGAGGGGGAGAACCAGCAGCUGCUGGACCAAAUGGAAGGAGAGGGCAUGAUCAAGAGGCUGCAGAAGCUCAACAACUGCUGGUUGGCUCUCACUGACCCCAGGGAUGUGGCCAGAAUUGAAAGCAAGACAGUCAUCAUUACCCAAGAGCAAAGAGAUACCAUGCCCAUCCCCAAAACUGGCCUCAGCCAACUAGGUCGCUGGAUGUCAGAGGAGGACUUUGAGAAAGCGUUCAAAGCCCGAUUUCCAGGGUGCAUGAAAGGUCGCACCAUGUACGUGAUCCCAUUCAGCAUGGGGCCCCUGGGCUCACCACUGUCGAAGAUCGGCAUCGAGCUGACGGAUUCACCCUACGUGGUGACCAGCAUGCGCAUCAUGACACGGAUGGGCACAGCCGUCCUGGAAGCUCUGGGGGACGGGGAAUUCGUCAAGUGCCUCCAUUCUGUGGGAUGCCCUUUACCUUUAAAAAAGCCUUUGGUGAACAACUGGCCGUGUAACCCAGAGCUGACACUCAUCGCGCACCUGCCUGACCGCAGGGAAAUCAUCUCCUUUGGGAGUGGGUACGGCGGGAACUCGCUCCUUGGGAAGAAGUGCUUUGCCCUCAGGAUGGCCAGCCGGCUGGCUAAGGAAGAGGGUUGGCUGGCGGAACACAUGCUGAUCCUGGGCAUAACCAGCCCCAAGGGCCAGAAGAAGUACUUCGCAGCAGCCUUUCCCAGUGCCUGUGGCAAGACCAACCUGGCCAUGAUGAACCCCAGCCUCCCUGGGUGGAAAAUAGAGUGUGUGGGUGAUGACAUCGCCUGGAUGAGAUUUGACCAACAAGGUAACUUAAGGGCUAUCAACCCAGAAAAUGGCUUUUUUGGUGUGGCUCCCGGAACCUCUGUGAAGACCAACCCCAACGCCAUCAAGACCAUCCAGAAGAACACCAUCUUCACCAAUGUGGCCGAGACCAGUGAUGGGGGCAUUUACUGGGAAGGUAUCGACCAGCCGCUAGCCCCAGGCAUCAGGAUCACUUCGUGGAAGAACAAGGAGUGGACCCCCCAGGAUGGGGAACCUUGUGCCCAUCCCAACUCACGCUUCUGCACCCCUGCCAGCCAGUGCCCCAUCAUUGACCCCGCCUGGGAGUCUCCGGAAGGGGUGCCCAUUGAGGGCAUCAUCUUUGGGGGCCGCCGACCUGCUGGUGUCCCCCUGGUCUAUGAAGCUCUCAGUUGGCAACACGGAGUUUUUGUGGGGGCGGCCAUGCGAUCAGAGGCCACAGCGGCUGCAGAACACCAAGGCAAGGUCAUCAUGCACGACCCCUUUGCCAUGCGGCCCUUCUUUGGCUACAACUUUGGCAAAUACCUGGCCCACUGGCUCAGCAUGGCCCAGCGCCCAGCAGCCAAGCUGCCCAAGAUCUUCCAUGUCAACUGGUUCCGGAAAGACAAGGAAGGCAAAUUCCUCUGGCCAGGCUUUGGUGAGAACUCCAGGGUGCUGGAGUGGAUGUUCAACCGCAUCAGUGGGGAAGCCAGCGCCAAGCUCACGCCCAUCGGCUACGUCCCCGAGGAGGGGGCCCUGAACCUGACAGGCCUGGGGGACAUCAACACGAAGGAGCUCUUCCACCUCUCCAAGGAGUUCUGGGAGAAGGAGGUGGAAGACAUCCAGAAGUACCUAGAGGAGCAGGUUAACACCGAUCUCCCCUGUGAAAUCGAGAGAGAGGUCCUUGCCCUGAAGCAAAGGAUCAGCCAGAUGUAAUCAGACCCAAGGGCUUCACCUGUGAAAUCACCCCCCUCUCCAGUCCAUGAGAGAUGCUGGGAGGAAGAGCGAGUGGGACGUCCUGAACCGACACCACCCGUCCUACUGUAAUGACCACAUGGAUGAGCAGAUUCAGGUUUCAGAUAAGACCACAGAGUAUAGGCUAGUAACUGUGAGAUCAGGGAGGGAAAUCUUAGCAUGUCUCCAAAAUUCACUCUCCAAUGCACAUUUGUUCAACCCCGAAGACACUAUGCAUUAGACUUUUUUUUUUUUAUCACUGUAGCUCUAUCAGUUAGCUGGAAUGCACCGAUAAAAUACUUGAGCUGUAUAGAUGGGUGUGUGAAUGUGUGUGUGUGUGUGUGUGUGUGCGCGUGUGUGUCUGUAUUUCUUGUUAUCUAAGAUGUAUAUAAUACCUUUGGAAAAAUCUUGGGCAAGAUUCUCCACUAGUUGUUGCUAGAAAGAAAGGUUGCUUUAUUAUUAAUAUGUGUGUUUAAAUUAUUUUUAUAUGCCCUUGUUACUUACCUUGAUGUAAUUCCAAUUUUUUCCCCUAACUCUUCUUGGAAAAAUUACAAAAUAAACUUUUGUAGAGAA
Molecule: messenger RNA, 2628 nt
Organism: Leptonychotes weddellii (Weddell seal)
Lineage: Eukaryota; Metazoa; Chordata; Mammalia; Carnivora; Phocidae
Gene: PCK1
Product: phosphoenolpyruvate carboxykinase 1
Biological process (GO): propionate catabolic process; gluconeogenesis; cellular response to dexamethasone stimulus
Cellular component (GO): cytosol
Molecular function (GO): manganese ion binding; GTP binding; phosphoenolpyruvate carboxykinase (GTP) activity
Source: RefSeq, a predicted model, not a curated record